Messenger RNA from Papilio machaon (common yellow swallowtail), 2404 nucleotides. RefSeq lists its product as uncharacterized. The transcript has 5 exons. Gene Ontology annotation, molecular function: chitin binding. The record is from RefSeq and is a predicted model, not a curated record. Lineage: Eukaryota; Metazoa; Arthropoda; Insecta; Lepidoptera; Papilionidae. Gene Ontology annotation, cellular component: extracellular region. The coding region runs from base 138 to 2303 and encodes 721 amino acids.
GCUGUAUGCAGUUCACAAUUCAUUUGUACCGCGAAGCGCGCCGCACGUAUGCGCGAGUUCAACACAGCCUGUAUUCAAGUGUUUUACGUAAAUAAAUAUUUUGCGUGUUAUAAACUUUGGAUUUUAUUAAUUUAAAUAUGGAGUACACAUUUUGGUCUCGGAUGUUUAUAUUAUGUGUUAUCCCGAUUAUCGUAACUUCAAUCACAAUAUCCCCAAAUGGAAACAGUCCCGAAAUCAAAAUGGUCGGAGGAGAGAGAGUCGACUUACAAAAAGGCUUUGUUCCUUCUAGAAUAGAAAACGAAGGAAGUAAUGUGAGGAAAAAUCUUGAGAAAAAUAAAAAUCUCAGAAUUAAUUCAACAAAAUUGGCUAUAAAUGAAAGAUACAGACGAUUAAUACCAUAUAUGACGUUUUACUACGCCAAUGAUCUAGUAGUGCCAACAACAGAGGCCUACAACAAAAAGAACGUUGAAGUAGAAAAGGCGCAAAUAGUAGAAGCAGGUACACUACAAUCUCAAAUGCAACAUGGACCGAAAAUGGUAUAUUCUACAAACCGUCAUCACAAUAUACCAAGAUAUCAAGGAAAUCGUUUAACACACUUCAAUAUCGCCUCAGCAAAUCCUACAAAGAUAUUUUAUAGUAAAGACGGUUAUCCUAUAGUUGUACAAAAUGUACCGAAACUAACAAGUCAUUAUAAUCCAUCAAUAUUAGAUCACCUUGUCGCUGAACAUGAUCCUAGAAGAUACGUUGCAAAAGAACCUAAAUUUUCCAAUGUACAAUACACUUCGGCCAGAAAACCAUACAUAAAUGUCCAUCACAGCGAAGAAAAUGCUCAAUACUACUUUCCUGAAAGAGAUGAUAUAAAAUACAAACUUGUGCCGUAUGAUCAAACCCCGCCUAUUAAAAAUUUGCCUCAAAUAGAAUAUGACAAUGCACCUAAGAAAUUUUAUAACAUUCCUUCAGAAGAUCUAAACGAUUCAGUAUACAUUAAACCCAGACCUCGUCCGCAAUAUCAUUUUGAUGAAUUAAAAACUGAACAUGGCAAAAAUAGAAAACCUCCUGCUACAAUUUCAGAAGUUUAUUACGAAAAGCAGAAUCCUUUGCCGAUAUCUGAACCUGUGAUUGAAACAGGUUUUAAGCCUAUUAUAAGUCAAACAACAGAAUCAGCUAAUCCCCUAUCAUACACACAAACAUUAUCCGCUACAGACCUUAAUCAUUAUGAUGUUGAAAAACCUCAAGAAUUACAAAUUGAAAGCGGACCUGCAGCCUUAGAAGAUAACGAAAAAACCCAGUAUGAACAAUACGUCGUCGAACAACCAACAUACAAACCGCAACCCGAAACUGCUAAUGCUAUAACACUUGCAGAUCUUUUGAACUCGUUACAGUUAAAUAAAUCUAUCCCAAAACCAAUUACAAAAGAAAAUGUGGGUUCAUCUAUACGAAUUUUAUUACAAGCAUUGAACGAUUUGAAGGGAAAACUCCAACAAAGUGAAGUAGACCCGCCAGUUCUUAGUUCACCUACGCCAUUUGUAGCUCCGAAACCAUCGGUUACUACAGUAAAACCUGUAAUACAAACUACAACUAGCCCUGCCAUUGAAGAUACCGGUUUAAGCGAAGAAGCUUAUUUAGCGGAAGUCGAAAAUCCAUCACAACAUUUAGACGAUUAUACAAGUACCAGUCAACGAUUCCCUCUACCUAUAACAUCCGACGAAGAAGGCGGUACACCCGGACACCCUGGAAUUGAUUAUCCUAUUCUUACAGUGAUACCACAAACAAAAUUCGAUUGCAAGACUCAACGCUACAAGGGCUUUUUUGCUGAUCCAGAAACAAGAUGUCAGGUAUGGCACUACUGCGAUUUAAAUGGUGGUCAAGCUUCAUUUUUGUGUCCAAACGGAACUAUAUUUUCUCAAGCGGCUCUAACCUGCGACUGGUGGUUCAACGUCAAAUGUUCUUCGACAGCGCAGCUUUAUGUUCUCAAUGAAAGCUUAUACAAGUAUAUUUUACCACAUUCACCGAAGUUCCCUGAAGAUUAUAGCGGACCAUUAGUUGACAAAUAUUUAACAUUGAAGUUUAAAGAAAUGGAGGAAGAAUUUAAAAAGAACAAAAACAAGAAUAAGCAGGGUGCUGAAGACAAAAUUGACAGUAACGAAGAUGAAGAUUCUAAAGAGGAUGAAAAGGAUGUCUCCGCAAGCUCAGAUGAAAAAGAAGAUGAAAUAGCAAAGAAACAAUCAAAUACAGUGAGCGAAUCCAGCGUCAUUGUAGCGACAUCAGGUGCUAGCGGAAAUGUCCAAAGGUUAGAAGACUAGAUUAAAAGAUGCGGAAAGUUGCAGGAUCAAUUAGAUCUGCCAAUAUGUUAACAUCAAUGUACCUAAUGAGGCAAAUAAACUGUGAUAGUUUAACUUCUUUA